This is a messenger RNA of Octodon degus (degu), 1101 nucleotides long. Its product is annotated as olfactory receptor 6C1. The record is from RefSeq and is a predicted model, not a curated record. Gene Ontology annotation, molecular function: olfactory receptor activity. Gene Ontology annotation, cellular component: membrane. Lineage: Eukaryota; Metazoa; Chordata; Mammalia; Rodentia; Octodontidae. Gene Ontology annotation, biological process: G protein-coupled receptor signaling pathway.
AUGCUCAAGAACCGUGGAAUGCAGGCCGUUGUGAAGGAGAUUUCUAAGAAGGAGAAAUUUCGGAGAAAGAAAUACAUUGGUGUCUUGAGGCGGGGAUCCAGCAGGGUGAGGACAAUGAUGAUGAAGUUUCCCAGCAGGCUCAAGAUAAUAAGAAACCAUACAGAAAUAACAGAGUUUGUCCUCUUUGGGUUGUCUGUUGACCCAAAGCUCCAGAUUGUCAUAUUUGUGUUUCUCUUUACCAUCUACAUGCUGGGACCUGACCACUUCACAUGCUGCAUCACUGGGAACUUGACCAUCAUCACCCUUACCCUGCUGGAUUCCCACCUCCAGACACCCAUGUAUUUCUUCCUGAGGAAUUUUUCCUUAUUAGAAGUUUCGUUCACAACUGUCACUAUUCCUAACUUUCUGGGCAGCAUUGUUUCAGGAGAUAAGACCAUUUCCUUUAAUGAUUGUAUAACUCAAUUAUUUUUCAUUCUAUUGGGAGUCACAGAAUUUUACCUGCUGGUUGCCAUGUCCUAUGAUCAUUACAUUGCCAUCUGUAAGCCUCUGUAUCACAAGAUCAUCAUGAAUCGAAGAGUUUGCAUGAUGCUUAUCUUUGCUUCCUGUUUGGCUUCAUUCUUGAUCAUCUUCCCUGCCCUCAUGUUGCUCUUACAGCUUGAUUACUGUAGGUCCCAUAUUAUUGACCUUUAUUGUGAUUAUUUUCCCCUGCUGCAACUUUCUUGUUCAGACACAAAAUUCCUAGAGCUAAUGGGAUUUUCCUGUGCUGUGUUUACUCUAAUGUUCACUUUGGCAUUAAUAUUCCUAUCUUACAUAUAUAUUAUCAGAACAACAUUGAAGUUUCCUUCUACUACUCAGAGGACAAAGGCUUUCUCUACAUGUUCAUCCCAUAUGAUUGUCAUUUCCAUCUCUUAUGGAAGUUGCAUUUUUAUGUACAUUAAACCUUCAGCAGGAGUAAGAGCAUCUUUGAGCCAGGGAGUUGCUGUGCUGAACACCUCAGUAGCCCCCAUGCUGAACCCCUUCAUUUAUAGCCUGUGGAAUCAGCAAGUCAAGCAAGCUUUUGUGAACAUGGUGAGAAAGAUUGUAUUUUCCUUAAGUGCUUAA